Molecule: messenger RNA, 5308 nt
Organism: Cuculus canorus (common cuckoo)
Lineage: Eukaryota; Metazoa; Chordata; Aves; Cuculiformes; Cuculidae
Gene: GRIA4
Product: glutamate ionotropic receptor AMPA type subunit 4
Exons: 15
Coding region: 410-2854 (814 amino acids)
Biological process (GO): modulation of chemical synaptic transmission; synaptic transmission, glutamatergic; monoatomic ion transport
Cellular component (GO): AMPA glutamate receptor complex; plasma membrane; postsynaptic membrane
Molecular function (GO): transmitter-gated monoatomic ion channel activity involved in regulation of postsynaptic membrane potential; AMPA glutamate receptor activity
Source: RefSeq, a predicted model, not a curated record
CCCCCCUCCUCCUUUUUCCAGCCGCCGCCGCCAAACUCACCACCAUCUUCUGCAUGUGCAACAUUUGCAGCCGGACAGAAACCGCUUCCCAGCGAUGGAGACUGCGGGAAAAAUCCGGUGCGGCGAGCUGGCUUGGUGAAAAGGCGAGCGGCGGAGCGGCUGAGCGCGAGCGGCAGAGAACAGCCGGCAAAUACUGAUACAAACCGAACAAACAAACAAACAAAAAAAAAAAAGAAAGAAAGAAAAAGAAAGGAGGAAACCUCUUUCUUUUCUCUCCCCCUUCCUCUUUUUUUUUUUAAUUUUUUUUUUAUUUUGAAAUUCUUGGUUUUGUUUGUAGCCACCUCCAUGCCUCUCUGAGCAUCCGAGCGAGCGAGCGGGGAGAAGGCGAGACAGAGAGGCAAAAGAGAAGAUGAGGAUAAUUUGCAGACAGCUUGUCUUGUUGUUUUCUGGCUUUUGGGGACUAGCAAUGGGAGCUUUUCCUAGCAGCGUGCAAAUAGGUGGUCUCUUCAUCAGGAACACAGAUCAGGAAUAUACUGCUUUUCGAUUAGCAAUUUUUCUUCAUAACACCAGCCCCAAUGCAUCCGAAGCACCUUUUAAUUUGGUUCCUCAUGUAGACAACAUUGAGACAGCUAACAGCUUCGCUGUAACAAAUGCCUUUUGCUCCCAGUAUUCUAGAGGAGUUUUUGCCAUUUUUGGACUAUAUGAUAAGAGAUCAGUACAUACCUUGACCUCAUUCUGCAGCGCCUUGCACAUCUCCCUCAUCACGCCAAGUUUCCCCACAGAGGGUGAGAGUCAGUUUGUGCUGCAGCUGCGGCCAUCUCUGCGGGGAGCCCUCUUGAGCUUGCUGGAUCAUUAUGAAUGGAACCGCUUUGUCUUCCUCUAUGACACAGAUCGCGGUUAUUCAAUACUUCAAGCUAUAAUGGAAAAAGCGGGACAAAAUAGCUGGCAAGUCAGUGCCAUCUGUGUGGAGAAUUUUAAUGAUGCCAGCUACAGGAGGCUUUUAGAAGACCUGGACCGAAGGCAGGAAAAGAAAUUUGUAAUAGACUGUGAAAUAGAGAGGCUUCAGAAUCUCUUAGAACAGAUUGUGAGUGUGGGAAAGCAUGUUAAAGGAUACCAUUACAUUGUCGCCAACCUGGGAUUCAAAGAUAUUUCUCUGGAGAGAUUUAUGCACGGAGGAGCCAAUGUGACUGGAUUUCAGCUAGUAGAUUUUAGUACCCCAAUGGUAACAAAGCUGAUGCAACGCUGGAAGAAGCUGGACCAGAGAGAAUAUCCAGGAUCUGAAACCCCACCAAAGUAUACAUCUGCAUUAACAUAUGAUGGAGUACUUGUGAUGGCUGAAACGUUCCGUAAUCUUAGAAGACAGAAAAUUGAUAUUUCAAGGAGAGGAAAUGCAGGUGAUUGUCUUGCUAACCCUGCAGCCCCAUGGGGUCAAGGAAUUGAUAUGGAAAGGACAUUAAAACAGGUUCGAAUACAAGGAUUGACAGGAAACGUUCAGUUUGACCACUAUGGUCGCAGAGUCAACUAUACCAUGGAUGUCUUUGAGCUGAAAAACACAGGUCCUCGGAAAGUUGGUUACUGGAACGACAUGGAUAAAUUAGUUUUGAUUCAGCAUGAACCUACACUUGGAAAUGACACUUCUGCCAUUGAGAACAGAACAGUAGUUGUCACCACAAUUUUGGAAGCCCCAUAUGUUAUGUUCAAGAAAAACCAUGAUACGUUUGAAGGGAAUGACAAGUUUGAAGGAUACUGUGUAGAUCUGGCGUCAGAAAUUGCAAAACAUAUUGGUAUCAAGUACAAAAUUGCCAUUGUUCCUGAUGGAAAAUACGGAGCAAGGGAUCCAGAGACAAAAAUCUGGAAUGGGAUGGUGGGAGAACUUGUUUAUGGGAAAGCAGAGAUUGCUGUUGCGCCUCUGACCAUCACUUUGGUACGAGAAGAGGUCAUUGAUUUUUCUAAGCCUUUUAUGAGCUUGGGGAUAUCCAUUAUGAUCAAAAAGCCCCAGAAAUCUAAACCAGGAGUGUUUUCCUUCUUGGACCCUUUGGCGUAUGAGAUCUGGAUGUGCAUAGUCUUUGCCUACAUUGGUGUCAGUGUGGUCCUGUUCCUAGUUAGCAGGUUUAGCCCAUAUGAGUGGCACACAGAAGAACCAGAGGAUGGGAAAGAAGGACCCAGUGACCAGCCUCCCAACGAGUUUGGCAUAUUCAACAGCCUCUGGUUUUCCCUGGGUGCCUUUAUGCAACAAGGAUGUGAUAUUUCCCCGAGAUCCCUCUCAGGUCGCAUUGUUGGAGGUGUCUGGUGGUUCUUCACGCUCAUCAUUAUUUCAUCCUACACUGCUAACCUCGCUGCUUUCUUGACUGUUGAGCGAAUGGUCUCGCCCAUAGAGAGUGCAGAAGACCUUGCCAAACAAACCGAAAUUGCUUAUGGGACACUGGACUCAGGGUCAACCAAAGAGUUCUUCAGAAGAUCAAAAAUAGCAGUGUAUGAAAAGAUGUGGACCUACAUGAAAUCAGCUGAGCCAUCAGUGUUCACUAGGACUACUGCAGAGGGAGUAGCUCGUGUCCGCAAAUCCAAGGGCAAGUUUGCCUUCCUGCUGGAGUCUACCAUGAAUGAAUACAUUGAGCAACGAAAGCCAUGUGACACCAUGAAAGUGGGAGGAAAUCUGGAUUCGAAAGGCUAUGGCGUAGCCACACCGAAGGGUUCUCCAUUAAGAAAUGCUGUUAACCUCGCAGUUUUAAAACUGAAUGAACAAGGCCUCUUGGACAAAUUGAAAAACAAAUGGUGGUACGACAAAGGAGAAUGUGGCAGCGGGGGAGGUGACUCCAAGAACUCCUGUAAACCUUGCCGUUUUGAAACUCAGUGAGGCAGGCGUCUUAGACAAGCUGAAAAACAAAUGGUGGUACGAUAAAGGUGAAUGUGGACCCAAGGACUCUGGAAGUAAGGUCAGUCGCUACAGUUCGGGACCUACUAUCGUGUUCACAAAGCAGUAAAGGAAGUAAUAACCAAAAUGACUUAGAAAUAAAAUAAGCAGCUGUAGACAUAGAAUGAAUCAACUUUGCCCCAUCUUGUUGCGGGCACACUUUAAUUUAAAGAAGCACUAUUGCUUUUUAAAGUCUUCGGUGAUACAAAUCACCAAACGUUGACCUACAUAUUUGGGGCAUCCGUUUGAAGGGUUGCAAGGCAGUUUUUUGGUUUUGAGGAUGGCAGGCUAGGUUAGUUGUUACCUUCUUGCCUAGAGGAUGGUAGACUUUCCCCAUAGACUGCUUAGAAAAUGUCCCUUCACACCCUCUACUUUCAGAGCUCGCCUCCCUCAGCGGUUUUCUGAAAAGGGGAAAUGCUAGCAGGAAGGAUUGCCUUUCAUCACUGCUCAGUGUGGCUGUGCCUGGCUCCCUCUGAGAAGGUUCUUGGCCUCAAGGAGCCAAGGAAGACUUAACUUAAGCUUUGAAGUGAAAGGCUUUGAUAAUUAAUAACUUUAUAUAGCUUCCAGUGUUUACCCUAGUCCGUUCCCAAACAGUAAUCCUGACAGCUCCAGGGAGUGGGGCCUUCUCUAUUUCUCUCAACUUGAGGGCAAAACACAGAAGUGGAUAUUUUCUGAUGGCUCAGAAGCACCUCAGUCGGUGCCAGACCUAUAUUCAGUAGUCUGAAAUUUCUUCACAGUGUCUGUCUCUGUGCCAGCUUGUGCUGUCCAGAGCUAAAAGGAAAGUGUGAUGGGCAGCAACUGCUCGCUGCCUGUGUGCCCUGAGAGUUACCCUGGGAGUUAACCUGUGAGACAAACUUCCAACACAUAUUGCUUUUUCUGGCAAGUGUUUUGGAGAAAGCAGUGAAAGGCAAUUAAGAGGAUGGCAGAAUACCUGCAAAUGACAGCUGAGAAAGCCUCAACACCCAAUACAUGUUAGGUCUGCUCUUUCUCAGUUCUGCCUCCUCCUUGUUUGCAAGCACCAUGUUAGCAAUUGCCAGCAGAGGAUUACAACAGUCAGCUCCAAGAUGUUCAGAGUGCUUUUAGCCAGGUAAAAAGAGACAAACAGAGCAGAACCCAGCGAUAAGCCCCAAACACCUCUAUAUGUCCGUGAGAAUUGUUACUGUGUUAAUCUACCGAUUACACAAUAAAUAGUGCCUCUUUAAAUUAAACAUCCAAAUGAUUUGCAUUCUUUAUAAGUUAAAAUUUCAUAGAGAUUAUGAUCAGAAGUUAAGUACUCUUCUUAUUUAGAUAAAGAUUAUGUAGUGUAUCUAAGACUAAGAGUUUAUAAGUAUCUUAAGGCGCACGAUGUAGUAUAUGGAAGUCAAUCCUGAGAGAGUUUCUAGAGAACUGUGCUGAAAAUGCACAUGGAUUUAAAAUAAAAUAUGUGAUUCAUAGCUAAGCAGUGAAGUACAGAGAAGUGUAGAAUAGUUAUUUACUGCAGUAUGUCCAAGAAGGCACUCAUUUAUAAAAUGAUGCAUAUUUAAUAAUUUGUUAAAGUUCUUGUUCUUGUCUAGAUUAUGAAUAAUUUGUAAAAUUUGAGAAACUGCUUUUUAAAAUUGUACUGUUACUGAUCCUUAGUAGUCCAAGGCCAUGUUCCAGAACUGUAUCUAUAGUAAAAUAAAACGAAAAUACAAUAAUCGGUAAGAGGCAAAAAUGAUGUGUAUGGUACAGUAUGCACUUUCAAAUGAAGUGUUUGUUCAAAGAAAUAACGUAAGCCUCACAUGUUAUUUUCACCUAUUAUUUCAGUAUCAGAAAUUCAGUCUGGAUCUUUUAAAUUAACAGCAAUGCCUACCACAAGUGCAAUUACUGUUUUCAUAAGGAUCAAAAAGAGUCUUGUCUGAUGUAAAUUAAUUUCCAGAUUUCAAAGCUUUUAAAGAGCUUUACAUAAAUGCAGCUUUGUAUCAGUGCUAAAAUGUCCCCUAAGGAGAGCUAGAUGUGUCAUUGUUUAAUUCUCCACUUAGUGGAAGUAAUGUUUUGUAGUAAGCAAGCAAUGACAUCCUGAUAUGUUGACAAUAAUAUUAUCUAUGCUGACCAGGAAAAUUAGGAACUUAAAAUAUAUUUUAUAGAUCCAGAUAGGUCAGUCUCUGUGAGAAGUAUGUAAACAACUGUCAUUUAAUUUUAGCUAAAUAUUGUUCUUUAUUUCUAUUGCGAAUGUGUUUAUGUGUAGCUUGUGCUCCCAGGGUGUGAUUUCCAGGGUUAACUGUGUUGCUUCUGUUUCCCCAGGACAAGACGAGUGCCUUGAGUCUCAGCAACGUUGCUGGAGUCUUCUACAUUCUGGUUGGAGGCUUGGGCUUGGCAAUGCUGGUGGCUUUGAUAGAGUUCUGUUACAAGUCCAGGGCAGAGGCGAAACGAAUGAAG